Pteropus alecto (black flying fox) is the source of this 4155-nucleotide messenger RNA. RefSeq names its product HMG-box containing 4 (gene HMGXB4). The record is from RefSeq and is a predicted model, not a curated record. NCBI's taxonomy places the organism in Eukaryota, Metazoa, Chordata, Mammalia, Chiroptera, Pteropodidae. The transcript is spliced from 12 exons. Bases 627 to 2105 code for a protein of 492 amino acids.
GCCGGAGUCUGCGCUCUGGGCUCGACUGAGGCUCCCUGGCCGCUCGCGCUCUUCUCUCCUUCUCCAAGAUGGCGGUGGUCGGCGGCGCGGAGGCGGGAUCCGGGCGAGCCAAGUGAAGACCUGGUCCUGUAGACGGGAAGGAGCCUGGACACAGUGACAUUCUCAAAGGCCCUGCAGGACCGCCAUGGCUUAUGAUGACUCCGUGAAGAAAGAAGAUUGCUUUGAUGGUGAUCACAGCUUUGAAGACAUAGGACUAGCAGCUGGCCGAAGUCAACGAGAAAAGAAACGUUCUUACAAGGAUUUUUUAAGGGAAGAGGAAGAAAUCGCUGCUCAGGUCAGGAAUUCUUCCAAGAAGAAGUUAAAGGAUAGUGAACUUUACUUCUUGGGGACGGACACACACAAGAAGAAGAGGAAGCACUCCUCUGAUGAUUACUACUAUGGAGGACAGUGGUUCUUGUUCUGAGUGCCGAUAAACCAGUGUGAAGGAGGAGAGAGGUGGAGGGCUGGUAUUUUGGAGGAUUCAGCAUAGAAGAACAGUCUUCAUUUGUGAUACACCAGAUAUUUCGUCUUUGGAAUCGUCACAGAAGAAAAAGAAAAAAUCCAGCCCACAAUCUGCUGAUACCGCUAUGGAUCUGCUGAAAGCUAUCACUUCCCCACUGGCCGCGAGCUCCAAGCCCUCCAGAAAGACAGGGGAAAAGUCUUCUAGUUCUUCAAGCCAUUCAGAGAGCAAAAGGGAACACCACAGGAAGAAAGUCAGUGGGAGCAGUGGGGAGCUAUCCCUGGAGGAUGGUGGUUCCCACAGAUCCAAAAAAAUGAAACCGCUGUACGUGAACACAGAGACGCUGACCCUCCGUGAGCCUGAUGGCUUAAAGAUGAAGCUUAUUCUCUCACCAAAGGAGAAGGGAAGCAGCUCAGUGGACGAGGAGUCUUUUCAGUAUCCCUCUCAGCAAGCGACUGUAAAAAAAUCCUCUAAGAAGUCGGCUCGGGAUGAGCAAGGUGCUUUACUCCUAGGACACGAGUUGCAGAGCUUUCUGAAAACAGCCCGGAAGAAGCACAAGUCAUCCUCAGACCCACGUGCAUCUCCUGGCCCCGAAGGUUGUGGGUCUGACGCCUCCCAGUUCCCAGAACCCCACAGUGCUAACCUGGAGCUUUCCGGGCUUGAACCUAUCCUAGUAGACUCAGACUCGUCCUCUGGUGGGGAGCUGGAGGCUGGCGAGUUAGUGAUAGAUGAUUCUUACCGGGAAAUCAAGAAGAAAAAGAAGUCGAAGAAAAGCAAAAAGAAAAAGGACAAGGAGAAGCAUAAAGAGAAACGCCACUCCAAGUCCAAGAGAAGUUCAGGACUUUCUGCGGCAGCAGUGGGAGAGGUCACGGUGACACCUGGCCCGCCUCCCAGCAUCCCCUACACUGGAACAGCCGCCCCUCCCCCACCACUUCCUGGCCUCCACACAGAGGGGCAUAGUGAGAAAAAAAAGAAAAAGGAGGAGAAGGACAAAGAGAGAGAGAGGGGAGAAAAGCCAAAAAAGAAGAACAUGUCAGCCUACCAGGUGUUCUGUAAAGAGUAUCGUGUAACCAUUGUGGCUGACCAUCCAGGUAUAGAUUUUGGGGAACUUAGUAAAAAACUGGCUGAAGUAUGGAAGCAAUUGCCAGAAAAGGACAAAUUGAUUUGGAAGCAAAAAGCCCAAUAUCUACAACACAAACAGAACAAAGCAGAAGCUACAACUGUGAAAAGAAAAGCCUCCAGCUCAGAAAGUUCCAUGAAAGUAAAAGCUUCCUCUGUGGGAGUACUGUCACCCCAAAAGAAAUCCCCGCCCACUACCAUGCUGUUACCAGCCUCACCGGCCAAAGCUCCUGAGACAGAGCCCAUAGAUGUCGCUGCUCAUCUCCAGCUGUUGGGAGAGUCCCUCAGCCUCAUUGGACACCGCCUGCAGGAAACUGAGGGUAUGGUGGCUGUGUCUGGCAGUUUGUCAGUGCUUCUGGAUUCUAUUAUCUGUGCGCUUGGCCCCUUGGCAUGUCUGACCACACAACUACCUGAAUUGAACGGCUGUCCCAAACAGGUCUUGUCAAACACUCUAGACAACAUUGCUUACAUCAUGCCUGGACUGUGACAGCAAAGAAUCCUGGGACAGAAACCUUAUCCUACCCCAUUGCUGGUUUGUGUAUAUAUGGCUGUUCCAGAUCCCUUCACUGGCCCCUGGGUGUAGGUUUUAAAUUUUUAUAUACAUACAUAUAUAUAUAUAUAAUGUACAAUAUAUACAUAGGACUGUAACUACUCUGCUUUUAAUAAUUUUAUGAAAUGGCAAAGGUUUAGCCAAGAGGAAAACUUGGCAUGAAUAUAGGCUUGGGAUUUUUUCUCCUGUGGUGGAUAAAUCUGCCUUAAAAAUCAAUGUAACUUAGGGGCUGGGGGCUUGUUCUGGGUGCCAAGUGCAUCUCUUUAUGGACAGCUAAAAUGUGAUUUUUUCCAAACUCACUUGUACCUCCAGACCCAUCUCUGACCAUUUGCCUUACCUGUCUUACAGUCUGAAAUGUAAUAGGAAAGAUUAUGGGAAAAGGCCAGUUGACUGAAAGUGCAAAGCCUUUCAACUUGAAGCGACCCAGGUGGGAGGUGAUAAAACCAUUCCCAUCUUAGAAUUAUUGCAGCGGCUUAGGUAAACUUGGUAGGGGGUUCAUUCCAAUUCCUGCUAUAUAGGUGUCCAUGUCUCGAAAAUUAUUGUAAUCAUUGGUACCAUUGGCAGCCUCAGGAGGGGCUGAGUUCGUGAGCCCUGGCAGCUCCGUGGAGAGGGCAAAGCUGUCAGUGCCACCAGCUGAACUGCAUGUAUUGUAAGCUGACCCAGAAUCUCUGGUCUGCAGAACGAAGGGCUAGUAUCUUCCAUUGGCAGCAUUUGCUUAGCCACCAGGUCCUCACAGGUUCUGCUGCUUCACUACUUGGUGGUUGUGGAAGAUGAACUUUGCCCAGCGGGAUUCUUGGGUUCAUCUUAUCGGCCCCCCUGGUGGGCAGAUACACAGUGUUCUGCAUUCCACACAUAAGUGAAUUGCAAAAAACGUACUCGAUUCUCAUGCAGGUUUAUUUAUGUACGUGUGUGAAUGUGUGUUUUAAUUAUGUGUAUUUAACUCUUUAAAAUCUCUUAGAUUUUAAUUUAUCCUGUAAAUUUCUGUAUAUAUAAUUUAAUAACAAAAGCCUCCACCAGCAACAGCAUGUGGAAGAUACAGAUUUGUUUUUCUUCCUCCCUUCCUUUCUCUGGCCUCCUCUGAAAACUCCAAAUCAUUUACAUUUUAAGGUAUCGUGCCUGAAAAAGGAAUUAUUAUGUCAGGAUUCUAAUUCUUUAUAAUUCAAUAAUGUCAAGAAAGUAAAAUAAAAAGGGAUGUUUCCAUUCCCAGCUGCCCUUAUUUCCAAAGAACCAGACUUUUGCUUCCUAGUUCCAAAGAAGACAGUUGAGCGCGUCAGGGUCGUUUUUACAUGUGGUGUGAGAUUCCCUGCCAAAACCCAUCUCUGAGCUAACUGCUUUCCUCCCUGGGCCUGGACGGAGCUCCAAGCAUCAGAGUAGACCUCUGAGGACAGUGCAGCCAGCCUGCAUCCUCCCCUUCUCCCCUCUGGUGUGGUCACGGGGCUGUGUUUCAUAAAGGUGUUCUGGCUGUUGAAUGUCUUUCUCAGCUCAGAGAAGUUUUGAGAUUUAAUUGGGGAAACAGAAGGAAACAGGAAUGUUUGGAAACCAAAAUCAAGAACAGAAAUCUUGUUUUGAUUUCGUGUUGUUAGAACCUGUACCACGCCUCAUCUGUACCCAUGGAGGUUUCCUGUUUGACACAGGGUAUGAAGGAAGACAUGGAUUAGUACCGAAAGAAGUCAGUCCUGCCAUUGUCAUUUGUAUACAUUAAUGACAUCCUGAUGAGGACCUGCUUUUUGUUUGUUUUCCUUUAAAAUCCAGUCCUAUUGUAUUUGUAUUUAAAAAUUUGUAUACAUUUGUAUGAUAAUCCGUACCUUGUGGUAUUUGGUACUAUUAGAGGAAAAACUUUGGAUUCAGACCUUCUUGCAGUUUUAUAUCAUUGUUUUAUUUUGUUUUUUUAAAUAAAAUCUAGUGGUUUGAUCCAAAUUCCAUUACAGUUGUAUAAAGAUAUAAAAUUUUGUACUUAUAUUAUUAAAAAUCACAUUUUUAAUAUUUA